AUUCGAAGCCAUCCCUACUCCAGGAGGCAGGAGUCUGGGUUACACGCAUCUCCAAUCUCUUGGAAGGAAAUACUUGGAUCAUAUCAAGUCAUAUACAAAGAGACCUGCAAGGCUUGGGAGGUGGCUCCUACAAUAAGAGGGAGUGCUGGUAUUAUUUCAUAUAGGAAGGAUUCAUGUCCGGUUAUCCUGGAGCAAAAGUUAUUUUCCAUCAUGGGGUUGGCGAUCAUGACUCUACUGGGCAUCUACAAGGAUGUAAAGAAGGAGCUCUCGGUGAACACAUCAUAUCCUUAAAGAAUAUCUGUAAAGCAACUCAUGAAAUAAGACUGUGCAUCAUCAAGAUCAACUCUCCAAUGACCAAAGAGACAUCUUUUGAAUUGUGGCCUGUUAGCUCCAAAAAAAUGUGCAAUUUACUAAAUAAUCAAUAAUUUCCAUAUAUUGGCAUAAUGACAAAGUGGAUUACCGGGGCUGGCUAUUUUUGGAAUACAGAUAUUUUGAAACUGAUAAAAUCAUGAACUUAUUCUGCAUCUCAGGAACAUGGAAACAGAAAUAUAUGAGUAACAUGGACAUCUUUACGAAACACAGCAGACACAAUUAAUUCGACGUCUCCAUUAUUUUGUACUGGAAUACUACCGCAGUACCACUUGUAUUGACACAAUAGUAUCUCAAGCUAUGACUGAAGUCUAUUUAAAAUUCCGUGGAAACCGAACUAUCUACGUCCAGCAGUUCCCAACAGUGGCCACAGAAGCAACUGCUACCACCACGGAUAAAUACUCCAACCUGUACAUGUAUGUGGGAUUGUUCCUUGGCCUGCUCGCCGUGCUCCUGGUCUUGCUGUUCACAAUGCUCUUACGUCUCAAACACGUAAUCUCUCCCAUUACCACUAACACGGAAAGUACGGACACGCCACAAUUCACUGAUGUGGAAAUGCAAGGGAGGUCGCAAAGUGCCUAAAGGACUUACAGUAAUACAGACAAUCAUGCAUUUGGGCGCUGUUGAUCCUACAACUGCUGCACCGCCCUGCAGGGGCUUAGCAAAUGCCUCUGUGUUGGACAGAAAUAUCCUAUUCUGCUCAGCUACUGAACAUUUCUUUUAUAGAAUUAAGAUUUUAGGAUGACAGCAUAUACUGUGGACAUUCCUGUCGUUUUUAUGUAUUAUAGAUGUUGAUACAGCACAAAUAUCCCUUAUUGCAAAGGACCAAGUUUAUGUUAGUUGCCAAUCUGCUUUGGCCAAUGUCUAGGUUGUCAGUAAUGAAAGUCAACUGUUCUAAUCACGUGACCGAGUUUCUUAAUAUAGAAAUGUAUUCAUUCAAAUAUUUUAUUUUUUACUGCCUUAAAGUAAAAAUGAUUUGCUAAUAUCAAAUUAUGAUGAAUGCACCUACCUGUUUGGCAAUACACAUGAUAGAUCUCUAUGGGUAUGACUAUGAUAUUGAGCACUUGCUAACAUCUCUGGAA
Molecule: messenger RNA, 1451 nt
Organism: Bufo bufo (common toad)
Lineage: Eukaryota; Metazoa; Chordata; Amphibia; Anura; Bufonidae
Gene: SERTM2
Product: serine rich and transmembrane domain containing 2
Exons: 2
Coding region: 670-951 (93 amino acids)
Cellular component (GO): intracellular membrane-bounded organelle
Source: RefSeq, a predicted model, not a curated record